Messenger RNA from Neodiprion virginianus, 4148 nucleotides. Its product is annotated as beta-1,3-galactosyltransferase 5-like. The record is from RefSeq and is a predicted model, not a curated record. The coding region runs from base 726 to 2063 and encodes 445 amino acids. NCBI's taxonomy places the organism in Eukaryota, Metazoa, Arthropoda, Insecta, Hymenoptera, Diprionidae. Gene Ontology annotation, cellular component: membrane. The transcript is spliced from 2 exons. Gene Ontology annotation, molecular function: hexosyltransferase activity.
ACCAUUCCUGAAAUUUGAACGUUCGCUCAUUUUCCAAAAUUCAAUUUCGAAUUUCCCGCCGCCGCCGCCGCCGCCGCCGCCGCCCUGAUCUUCGAUUCGAUAGCCGGUAACGACGAGAAAGAGAAAGAGAAAGAGAGAGAGAGACAGACACAGAGAGAGUGAGUGAGUGGUAACCUGGGAACUCGGAACAAACGAACGACGAUCGAUUUGCACCGUGGGACACGCGACUUCAGGCGUGUUGUAGCUGGGGAGGGGGAAAGGAGAAAAGGGGUUUCGCAUCGGCUGGAUGCAGACGUCGUGCGGUUUGGAUUUUUUUACCUGGGGCGAAGAAUAAUAAUGACGUGUUCGCCGGAGGUGGUGUUUCAGUGACAGGUUUGCUCUGCGUCGUCGAUUCCGCAAACGGGAUGAUUGUGAAUGAGAAACGACGAGAGAAAGUAUCAACAAUAACAACAUAUAAAUAAAAACCAAGAGAAAACCCCUGCACCGUAUAAACAAGAUUCACGCACAAAAGAAAUUUAAAAAAAAAAGAAAAAAAAAAGGAACCUACUGCAAUUAUUACAUAUCGAUAUGAAAUAUAUCGUAGAAUGUCGGCAGCAACGGCGGUCGGCUUGUUUUUACACCGCUUCGCGAUUUCGAAUAAACUGCAGCACUUCUGCCGUUCCUAUUGUUGUUACAGUUUCAACGAUCCACCGAAACAAUAACGAAUCGCUUCUCGAAUCGAGUGAAUGUACUUGAUUUUUUUUUUUUUUAUUUUGUAUUAUUACUCUUAUUCAAUACCGCUUCGUUUCUUUCACCGCACGUAUAUAUACGUACAUGUUACAUACAAUUCCACCGCCAUGUACAUGUUUGUAAAUAUACGAGGUCGGGCAUUGCAGUUCACUAUUCUCGGACUAUUUUGCCUCUCGGUUUUUGCUUACUAUUACACCGCUACCAACGAAAUUCAUCAGAUGGCCGUGCUGAUUACCAGCAGUCAGUCGUCAGGAAUCAUGGUCCGAUCGAUACUGAAUGCAAGCGGCGAAUCGCAAGGAACACUGUCGGUGAAGAAUGCAACAGUUGAGUCACCGUCGCUCAACGCCUCUUCGCACGAUGCCAGCAACUAUCAGCAAAUGACGACACCUUCGUCGUUGGUCAGCUCGCAAUCUUCGAUGAUAUUAAACGUAUCGAAGAGCAUCGAGCAGUCGCCGGUCAAGAAGCCAGCGAAAAGUCAAAAUACCAGUGAAAGCGCUACGCCGGUGGUCAGGAAUGAUUCAGCGGCUGCCAUUUACCAGCCUGGCCACUCGGUGUCGAUACCAGAAAAGUGUCCAAACUUAGGUGCCAAAAUGGAAGUGGUGAUCCUUGUAAUGUCAGCACCGACACACUUCGCAGCGAGAACAGCGAUACGCCAAACCUGGGGCCACUUUGGCCAGAGAAAAGAUGUGAGCGUAAUGUUCAUGCUGGGCGAUACGACUGACAAACAGAUAAGUACAGUAUUGUUGAGGGAAGAAGACAUGUACAGAGACGUGAUUAGAGGGAACUUCAUCGACUCGUACUCAAACCUGACGCUGAAAACUAUAUCGGCGCUCGAAUGGGUCCAAGAAUACUGCGGUAAGGUGAAAUUUUUCCUGAAGACUGACGACGACAUGUUCAUAAACGUGCCACGGCUAUUGUCGUUUGUGAACAAACACUCAAAGAGUAGAAACGUGAUAUUCGGUCGUUUGGCUCGGAGGUGGAAACCGAUCAGGAACAAGAAGAGCAAGUACUACGUAUCUCACUCCCAGUACAAGUCGGAAAGAUUUCCAGACUUCACGACUGGUCCUGCGUACCUUUUGUCGAGCGACGUAGUUCCCAAGCUUUACGUCGAAUCCUUGAAGCAGACUUAUCUGAAACUGGAGGACGUAUUCACCACAGGUAUCGUCGCCCACAAACUGGGCAUAAAACGAUAUCAAGCCAAUGAAUUUUUUAACAAAAGAAUUCCCUUCAAUCCUUGUAACAUACAACGUAGCGUCAGCAUUCACAUGGUUAAAUACAGCGAACAGUUCGACCUGUGGAAAAAGUUACUCGAUGGUAAAAGCAAGUGCAAGUAGUAAACGAGAUGAAAUACGUAAUAUAAAGUGGAUAUCGGCUUCUAUGCGGGUAGAAACACCCGCUACUGACCAGGAAUUUAAUAUAAUAAUUAAGUAGUCCAGUCAGCUUCAAAUAUAUAUACAUAUAUUAUAUACAAUAUAUGCAUAACUUUGCACACUAGCUAAUUUGGGACAAGGAUUAGUCAUUUUAAUACUCCCAACCACAAGUAUUAUAUAGAUUUAUAAUAACUGCAGAAUUGCAUGUUGCAGUUUUAUUACUGCCGGUAACUUUUGUCUAUUAUAAUUAUCAUCGUUAUUACGAUCAGCAACUUUUUUUCUUCUCAUUUUCAACACAUGGUCACUUUGUUCCUUGUAACGAAAUACUCUGUAUACUUAUAAUUGCUUAUAAUUUUAUAAUUGCAUGUCAAGUUCUUAACUAUCGUCACGUACCUAUACAACUAUAUCGUUACAUAUUUAUAAGUCUCUUUCACUAGACUGUCAAUACAGGAUAUUCAAAUAUUGCUCGAUAAUCAUUUCAAAUUUCAAAUUUGAGACAAGCAUGAAAUACUUUCAUUUCUGUAUUUUACCAUUUCGUUCUUCCGUCACUUUUACCCAUUUAUUUAUUAUCUUCUUGAGAGUUGGAAGACUUGAGACAAAAAAAUACUUUAAAAAACCAACGACAAAUAUAACAUUUUACCAACUUUUUUUUUGGUAACUAUAUGUAUAUUACGCGUGUUACGGAAAUUUAUUUUCACGGUAUUAGAAAUUUUUAUUUAUAUUGGAGAAAAAUUUUACAAAUAAAAAUGAAUAUUUGUAUAUAAUAAAUAAUAUUGUACGAUAUUUAUUAACUUAUAGAGUUACGAAAGUUUUAUUCGUAUUCGAAAUUCUUUUAUUAUACACUUAAUUUUAUUCUGUACUUAAGAUCAAUUAUUGUAUAUACUUAUACCUUGAUCCUCCGGAUAAUUUUCGCGGUGCUUUUAAACUUUCAAUCGAUCGUUUCACUAUCUUUAUUAUUAUCAACAAUAUAUAUACUAUUAUCGUUAUUUUUUGAAUUAUACAUAUUCCUAUAUUGUAUAUUUAUAUUUAUAGACAAUGACAAUCGUAAAUACGUACUCUACACGCUAUACAAUAUCGCGUCAUCAUCCCUAAUUGUAAAAUUUUAUACGUAAAAUGAAGGAAACUCCUCAAGAGUUUAACUUUCGAAACACUUGACUACAUAUUUUGCGUAAAUAUAAUACGGAUGAAUUACCAUACCGGUAAAAUUAAUGGAAAUGUCUGAUCGGCUGUUUAACCUGGAAUCGUGGAUGAUAAUAAUUCACCUGCAUUUACGCAAUUUCUUCAUCUUUCAAGAUUGGUCAAAUUUCCUCGCGUUUUUCAAUCAUUUACUAUGAAUCGAAUCCCGAUCGGUAAAAUGUACCCUGAAUUGCAUAAUUCCAGGCGAAUUUCCCCUGUGUUAAAUUUCCCUUCACCCAUUUCCACAAAUUCUGCCAAAAAAUUAGAGGUACCAAUAAAAAAAAUUCUUAAUGCAUCCUUUAUAUUAUAAUUUUCGAAUUAAAAAUCAAUCAUACACCCGAGUGGUAAUACUCAAAUAUUUCGAAAGUUAAUAGCGAUACAAAUUGUCAUACGACGAUGGCAUUGAAAGCAAUAUAAUUUAAUAACGAAUCUAAUAAUAUGACGAGAUUCUAUACACAUUGCAUUGUUACGAUAAAAGUAAAUAGAAAUCAUGUAAAUUUUUUAUUAGAUUGUUAUUUUUCGAUUGAAAAGUAAGAUUCAAUCUUACUUUCACACGAGUACAAUGUUUUUCAUCAUAUUUAAUUAUAUGAUAUAAUUAGGCCCUCGAGUCUUGCUGUACGAGCGUUAAUCAAAUUCUGAAAAGAACGAAAAAAAAAUUGUACAUAACGUUUGAACAAAGCAAGAACAAACUAGUGAUGAUAAUCGUUGUUUUUUUUCAAUUUUUUUUUUAUUGCACGACAAAUCGAAUCAUGUAUUUCCACGUUACAUAAAUGUUGACAUAUUCAAUCUACAUAUAUUUAUGCAUAUAUACAAUAUACACAAUAUUACAAUAGAUACAUACGUACACGUAUUUAAACAAAUGAAUAAUUGAAG